Molecule: messenger RNA, 873 nt
Organism: Trichoderma breve
Lineage: Eukaryota; Fungi; Ascomycota; Sordariomycetes; Hypocreales; Hypocreaceae
Product: zinc finger protein domain-containing protein
Exons: 1
Coding region: 1-873 (290 amino acids)
Source: RefSeq, a predicted model, not a curated record
AUGCCACCAUUUCGCGUUACCAAGAUGUCGAGGAACACAAAGAGGAUAUUUAGAGAGUACAAAGUUCACUCCAAUGUUGAUGCAACAUUCAAGGCAAUGUCCAAACAUUUGACCAUGCAUGGCUUCGACGUUGAUCUUCCAUUUGUGCCUGAGUGUUCAGGUUUCUAUCCAAACAUUUCAUCCUCACCGUGCUCCGAGACGUUCAAGCAUUUGAACGGCUUUCCUGCUGACGCAAGCGGGUAUUUCAUGGAGUACAUUCGCCCUUUGAAUGAACAUCAUACCAAGUAUCUCAUCAAACGGUACUUGACUCGUACCGCCCAGGGCCAAGCUCUCAGUACCUGCCAGUCCAAACAUUUUCUCGCAAAGGUCUAUCUGGGGGAUACAAAACCACUGUCUGAUCCAUGGAACACUGACAUGCACGACCGGCCAGCUUAUCUGGACCACCUGCUUGCGGAGCGCGUCGAAGUAUCGUAUCUUGCUGCCUCUAUGGGUGCGACGCUCGCAAUACUUCACUGGAGCUGUGGCGUCGAUGCCCGAGGUGUUGAAUUUGUCCUGGGGAGAGACACCCGAGGCCACGUGCAGUUCUGGUUGAUUGAUUUUGCCGAUUGUGCGACUUUCCCCAAAACUCCCGAGGCAGUCGUCACGCAACUUGUAGAUGCAGUGAUGGAGAAUGAGCCGUUCUGGCCACGCUUUAUAAACAUCCAAGCCCUGAGAAAGCUCUGGGCAUGUUUCAGAGACGCUUACCUAGAAAUGAGCGAUUUUAUCAUGACUGACGCAAUGAUUGAUUACGACAAUGAUGCUGUGAGAGCAUUGCCAUACUUAUUCAUGAUGGAGUUGGAAAAAAUAAGAGGUUCAGGUCAACUUCUGGCAUAG